UUCAAUAAUAACCUGCACGCUUUCUUAUCCCAUCUCGCGCGCAUAUUAAUAUUACUUCAAAAACCCUAACCCCUGUAAGCUUUUUAUUUCUCUCCCGUUCUCCGAUCAUUCUCGCAAGUCUCUCCUUAUUUCAGUCCCGCUUCUGCAAACUCUGUCCAAGUAAUAUCUGAUCAAUGGAUCCGCAGCCAGAGCCUGUGAGCUAUAUCUGUGGAGAUUGCGGGCAAGAGAGCACUUUGAAGCCUGGUGAUGUUAUACAAUGCAGGGAAUGUGGUUACCGCAUUCUGUACAAGAAGCGGACCCGUAGAAUUAUUCAGUACGAAGCACGCUGAGAACAGAAGCUUACUAUAAAGCAAGCAUGUGAUUGCAGAAGGUUUAAGCAACAGUUAAAUUACAGAAAUCAUCAUAUGUAUCUUUUGUGACUCUAGUUUGUGUAUAUGACUUUUCGUCGGUUUAGAAUUCAAACAUUUUGUGCUGGGAAAGUUAGUUGAAUUACCAAAAUGACAAUCUAGUCUUCUUUAAGUUGACUUGUGGUCUUAUCAACUACAUUUUGGAAUCCAAAGACAUUAAAUUACA
Molecule: messenger RNA, 573 nt
Organism: Carica papaya (papaya)
Lineage: Eukaryota; Viridiplantae; Streptophyta; Magnoliopsida; Brassicales; Caricaceae
Source: RefSeq, a predicted model, not a curated record